This is a messenger RNA of Bombina bombina (fire-bellied toad), 3663 nucleotides long. RefSeq names its product RNA exonuclease 1 homolog. The record is from RefSeq and is a predicted model, not a curated record. Gene Ontology annotation, molecular function: nucleic acid binding; exonuclease activity. The transcript is spliced from 21 exons. Gene Ontology annotation, cellular component: nucleus. NCBI's taxonomy places the organism in Eukaryota, Metazoa, Chordata, Amphibia, Anura, Bombinatoridae. Bases 1 to 3663 code for a protein of 1220 amino acids.
AUGUUGCGUUCGGCAGGUUUUUUUGAGCAGCUGGAGUGCCCGUUCUCUCGAGCACUAGAUAGCUCCAGUACAUGCCAGCGCCCACAUUGCCAGUUUCUCCAUGUGUUUUCACGGGCGAGCGAGGGCGAAGCUGGGACAGAAGACGAAGAAACCGCAAAUGUGUCACAACCCGAUGCUACUGGGCCUCAAGAGGAAGACAAUGUAACAAGUCCUGAGACAUAUUGGGAUGCCUCUAAGGCGGUACUUCGAGAAGAAAUAAAAGUUUAUAUAGAUUAUGAUAAAAACAAUCGGAUACAGGACGUACAGUUAACUAACCAGCUUUCAAAUGCAUAUAAUGCCUAUGUUCGGGAAGCAUCAGCUAUAAAUUGGCAAAAGUAUCUACGGGCUAAAAAAGAAAGAGAAAUCUUCCUUCAGCAAAAUGCUACUAGUGAGGUUGUGAGAACCAAUGCGCGGUUAUAUAAAUUUGGAGCUAUAGGUAAAAAGAUACAGGAACUGGAGAAAAUAAAUAAAGCAAUUGAAGCUGUAAAAAAUGAAGUUGAAGAAAAGCAGAAGAAACUUUCGCUGUACAAGCAUGUUACUCAGGAUAUAAAUAAGGAUAUUGUACCUGAAAUUGAUAGCAACAGCAAUCUAUCAUAUGUAGAUGAGGAUGAGCAAUAUUCAAUGGUAAUAAAGAGAACUAAUUUGAUCACUAAUGGAAAUAGUUCAAAAAUAAGCAGCAAUUCAACAAAUAGUAAAAAAUAUGUGAUUGAUCGAAGAUGUCCAGCCACGGAUUUAGAGUAUGAUCCAUUGCUUAAUUACUCUGCAUGUGUUUUUGGGUCUUCCACAAAAGAGAGUGAAAACAGGUCUAAAAGAAAGUAUUUAAAUUGUGAUGAAGAUACAGUGGAAGAAACCAUAAAAAAAGCUAGAGCUGUAUCUCCAAUAAGGCUGGAAAUAAAAUUACAGGAAUCUGAUGACGAUGAUGUGCUUAUAAUAGAUGCCCCACCUCUCAAUGAAACUUCAAAGAAGCAAAGGGUUAAAAGGUUUAUAGAAAGUGAAGAAAAAUGUAAACCGUUUUGUGAAGAAGUGCCUGAAAACAAGGAUUCCAUAAAUACCACCGUAGAAAAUGAUUUUUUUGAACCUGGACUAGUUGAAAAGGAAAAUGCUUUUGUCAAAGAAAAUGUACCCUCUGUAUCCCUUUCUUCAAAGAUCUGCUUGCUUAAUAAUAUGGAUGAAAGUAUUGUUGACAGACCUAUUAAGGAAAUUAAUCAUAACAUAGAGUUAAUAGAAUUAAGUCAUUUUUCUAAGGGUUUAGAUGUACCAGAGCCUAAAGAAACAAAACCUGCCAAUAAAAAUGAAUUUUCAGAAACGUGUAACGAAAAUAUUCAAGAGCUAAUGCAAUUGAAAGAGGAUUUAAUUCCAAAAUAUAAUGAUCAUAUUAGUGAUUUACAAGAAAUCAGUGCAGAACAAAGUAGUUUAAAAGAAAAACAGAAAUUACUUGGCUCUGCUCAAGCUUUAGAGAGUAUCGCUAAUCAAAUGCCAACACAAGUGCCAGCUUUUGAUCAGUGUGCUGUUGAAGCUUCAUCUUUAAUAACCAAUACUACCUAUGAGCAGAAAAAUAAUCCAGAGACAUUAACUUGGGAAAAGGAAAAUAGUGUAAUUGUUUUGGAUUCAGCAAGUGAACAAUCAGAAGAAUCUGAAGUUGACGUUGAUAUUUCAGAUUCUGAUGAUCCAACAGAAGAAUGCCUUCGGAUUUUUAAUGAAUUUGCAGAAAGCCAAGCCAACAAAAAUAAAACCCAGAGCAAGUCAGAAGUACCCUGCAGUCCAGUUCAUUUUAACAAGGAACACCUACACCCGAAAUGGAAUGGAACCCCAACACUUGUCAGUGAGAACAAUGUUUUGUUAGAAAUACUUCAUGUUGACCCUCAUAGUAAGACUUACGAGAUGAGUCCCUCUCAUAAAAGGGGAAGGGAGCAGAAGACUACAACACCUUGCCAAAAGAGUGUUCUAGAAAAUCAUUCAGAAGUGGACUUGUCUGACACAAAGGGAAGUGAUUUAGUUCCUGGUCAAAAAAAGCGAAUUGCACAUUCAUCUGCUAAAUGUAACACUAAAAAUCGUUCUAGAAGUACUGUUAAAUCAAACAGUGUACUUGUGCCUUACAGAGAACCUGCUCCCCAGCAAAUACCGCAUGCUAAAAUACUUCAAGUGCAACAACAAGCAGUUCAAAUAACUGCUGCUGUAAAAAGCGGUCAAGCAUUUGUAGCUUCAACACAGAGAAAGUUCACAGGGUGCAUCUCACCAGCCUUUCACAAUUUUGGACAGAUGGUUUGUUUUAAUUUGGUGGAGCUCCAGCCUGUCGUACCAAAUAGGAGCCAAUUCAGUGGUAUCAUUCAAGGAAAUACAGUUGCCACACCGUUAAAAUCUACCCUUCCUCAAAAAAGAACAAUACAGACUACACCAAUAAAGAUUACAAGUCGAAAGAGAACUACUGGAUUAGACACAGGUGCAAAGGUUCCUCAUGACACAAGACAACGCUAUGUAAACUCUUUUGUUGAGGAAUUCCUGAAGGAUUGUACAACUGUUCAGGAAGCAUUUGAAAAGGCCCAGAUAGAAGAGAGAGCUAUUUAUGAUCGUUGUGGAAGCAAGAACAUGUACCUUAACAUAGCUGUAAACAGUCUUAAAAAAUUAAGGGAUCAACGAAAUAUGACUCCAAAUAGUAAAAGCCCAAAAACUAAGAUUAGUAUGUCUGGCGUAAGGAGGCAAGAUGAAAAAAAAUUUUCGGGGAUUAAUCUUUUCAAGAUGCUUAAAGAAUAUUUACUGUCUGAUGAACAGUUAAAGGACUAUGGGUACCCACGACCAAAUGCAGAGAAACCUGGUAGUGCUCUCUUACAUAAUGUGGUUACCAAAACAAUAGUUAGUGAUGCAUUAAGGAGAGUUUGCUGUCGUUGUGGGGAAAUUUAUUCUGUGACGUUGCAAGGAAGGCAUGUACGUAUGGAUGAAUGCACGUACCAUUCUGGAAAAGUUCUCAGACACAAAGUCCCAGGUGGUAUGGAAACACGUUACAAUUGUUGUGAAGCUGUGGUUGGUACUCCAGGAUGCCAAGUUGCAAAGCUUCAUGUUUAUGAUAGCCAAAAAGAAAAUCUGGAUGGCUUUAUAAAGACAUUCCUAAAACUUCAAACAUCAGACGGAAAUCCUGGGGCUUUUUCUCUUGAUUGUAAAACGUGCUACACAACACAUGGAUUGGAGCUAACAAGAGUGACCGUGGUUGACUCCACUCUGCAGGUUAUUUAUGAUACAUUUGUUAAACCAGAUAACGAAAUCCUGGAUUACAACACCAGGUUUUCAGGUGUUACAGAAGAUAAUUUGACAAAUAUAACAACAUCCAUUCGAGAUGUUCAGGCCGUCAUACUUAACUUAUUCAGCUCUGAUACAAUUUUAAUUGGACAUGAGUUAGAAAAUAACCUAAUUGCUCUUAAGCUGAUUCAUGACACAGUUGUUGAUACAUCUGUAGUAUUUCCUCAUCGCUUGGGUUUACCUCAUAGGAGAUCACUCAGGAAUUUAAUGGCUGACUGCCUAAGACGAAUCAUUCAAGAUAACGUAAGUGGCCAUGAUUCUGUUGAAGAUGCCACCGCUUGUAUGGAACUCAUGUUGUGGAAAGUAAAGGAAGAUUCCAAAGGAAGAAGAUAA